Molecule: messenger RNA, 636 nt
Organism: Salvelinus fontinalis (brook trout)
Lineage: Eukaryota; Metazoa; Chordata; Actinopteri; Salmoniformes; Salmonidae
Product: zona pellucida sperm-binding protein 2-like
Exons: 5
Source: RefSeq, a predicted model, not a curated record
AUUGGGACUGGUCUACAAAUGGUCAGAAUGAGACUCGCUCAGGACGCCUCGUAUAACACGUUCCACCAGGAGGAGGAGUAUCCAGUGGUGAGGUACCUGAGACAGCCUCUGCACUUUGAGGUGGAGCUGACCAGGUCCUCUGACCCCAAGAUAGCGCUGGUGCUUGACCACUGCUGGGCCACCCCCAAUGAGGACCGUGACUCCCGACCCCGGUGGAAUCUCAUCAUUAAUGGUUGUGAGAACCCGGAGGAUCCGUACCGUGUAGUCUUCCACCCGGUGGUAGCUGACGCCAGGGUCCACUUCCCCCCUCACGUCAAACGCUUUGAGGUCUAUAUGUUUUCCUUCGUCGAGGAUGCGGUUGAGCCGAGUGGCCAGGUCUUUGUCCAUUGUGAUGUGGUCAUCUGUGACGCCAGUAGUCCCUCUGGCAGCCCCUGUAGUGGACAAUGUGUGAAUCAGGACAACUCGAAAAGAGAUGACCUCAACGCUGAAUGCCUUGGUAACGUUAUUCGUUUGAGUGUCGCUCCUCUUUUUAAAGAGGUUGAUGCUGUCUUCAGUGAGUUUGUCUCUUAUGAUUCUCCUUUCAUAAAUCAUAGAUUGAUAUUGUUUGUCAACUAUUGUGUUCAUGUAGCAGUGUGA